This is a messenger RNA of Malaya genurostris, 1872 nucleotides long. RefSeq names its product ionotropic receptor 75a (gene Ir31a). The transcript has 11 exons. The record is from RefSeq and is a predicted model, not a curated record. The coding region runs from base 1 to 1872 and encodes 623 amino acids. NCBI's taxonomy places the organism in Eukaryota, Metazoa, Arthropoda, Insecta, Diptera, Culicidae.
AUGUCGGCAAACACAGAAUCUUUGAGCAUCGAUGCAGUGGUCGAAUUUCUGAAAAUAAAACAUUCUAAAAGUGUUAUAUUUUUUCUAUGCGACGAAAUACAUGAAACAUUUACGAAGAUAAAUGAUGAAAACGUGUCCGUUAGAGCGAUCGAUAUCAAUAGCAGAUUGGACAUUUUUCCCACCAAUAUAUUACCGCAUACAAGUAUCAGCCGAACGACAUGCGUUAUAGAUUAUAGCUGUCACAGAUCCUUCGCGGUAUUGGAGAAAUUUUCAGAUUUACAUUAUUUUAACAUAACUUACAGCUGGUUGUUUCUAUCCGAUUACGACACGACUGCUGAAGUAGAUAAUCUUCUUGGAAGUUUGAAAUCAAUUCAAAUGAACUCAGAUAUUACCGUAUUUGAGAAAGUAGAAAGCCUCAAUGAGACAAGAUAUGAUAUGAUUGAUGUGUAUGCGAAGGGUCGACACUUGUGCAAGGACAUUUACAAGCACAAAUAUGGAUCGUGGAGUAGUGACAAAAGAAUGAAAAUUGUGAAUGGUUAUAGCCGAUACUAUGCGAGAUAUAAUUUCGAGAAGCUUCAGUUACGUGGUGUAGCAGUGAUCGACAGAGACAACGUUUCAUCAACGGAUGUCGAUGGUAUACUAUCAGCUCCAGGUAGUGUGGAAGGUGUUGUAGUAUUUGUUCAAUACCAUUAUUCAUUGUUGAGCAUACUUCGCGAUUACCACAAUUUCAGAAUAAAAUAUCGUAUUACGAGAGGCUGGGCCGGACGACUCAACAAUGGCUAUCGGCUUGGUUUGUUGGGAAUUUUAACACGAAACGAGGCAGAUGUCGCAGCAACGGGCAUAUUCCAGAAAAAGAACCGUCAUGCCGAAUUCGAUGUUAUUCACAUAAGUUGGGAAUUUUCGUCCGGCUUCAUCUAUCGCAUCACACCCCAAUUAAGUGGUGCGUCCGGUGGAGGCAACUUUUUUGCUCCCUUUGAUGAUAAAGUUUGGAUAGCAUCGUCUGCCACUAUGUUAAUUGUGCUUAUCGUGUUGAGGUUCAGCAGUUUGAUAUUUUCCAGGGCAUUCCGAGAUGAAUCAGACAUAGCUGUAGUUGCUCACUUUCUAGACACUGUAGCAUCCAUCGCACAGCAAGGUUUAUCUAAUACUGUUUCUCGAAGAAUUCCUAUCAGAAUUAUUCUACUCACGUUGAUUGUUUUGAAUCUUGUGCUAUACAAUUACUAUACCUCUUCAGUUGUUGGAGGAUUACUCAGUUCACCUGGAAAAGGUCCACAAACUAUGAGGGAAAUUGUUGAAAGUCCUCUGACGAUAUCAUUUCGAGAUAUUGGUUAUCACAAAAUCUUGUUUCGUGAAACCAAAGAACCACUGGUGAAAGAGUUGUAUCAGAAGAAGUUGCAGCCGUCCCGUGAAGGUCUCGAUACCAUUCCAGUGUACACAGAUGUCGCAACGGCUGUACCGUACCUGAAGAAAGGUGGUUACGCGUUCCAUUGUGAAUUGAUCGAGGCUUUCGAAGCUAUUGCGAAUCAGUUUGAUGCUAAUGAAAUUUGUGAAUUACGAACGGCUACAGGACCUUUUUCAUACAUACAAAAGCUGGGCUUCGUCGUACCCAAAAGAAGUAUGUACACGGAAAUGUUUAAAAUAACAAUGAUGAGAGCACAAGAAAUUGGGUUGGUAAAGAGGAAUCUGAAAAUCUACAAAAUCGAAAAACCUAUAUGCCAAGCCGGAAGCCGAGUUCAUCCAGUUGAACUGCCAGGAGUAUCUUCUGCGUUCGUAAUCUUAGUUGGAGGAAUGGUUCUGGCGGUAAUUUUAUUUUUAAUGGAAAUGUUUAUUCAGAAAGCGGAAACCAAGAAAGCAUUUCAUUUCUAUUUGAAUUGA